GCGCCUGCAAUUCGAGGCAUAGUCCACAGCGAAGGAGCAGUCACGCCUACCCUUGACAUUACUUCUGAACUUCAUUUUCAGAACGGGAUUCUCUCAGCGCUGCCCUUCAUCUGUCAGUUUGUCUCCAAGGUCCUGUACGCCGGUUUUGCUGAUGAAUCGAAGAAGCGAAAUUGGUUGGGAUUCACCAACGUCACCAAAGCAUGCAACUCCAGCGCAUCUCUCGGACUUGCCAUUUGUUUCGGUUUAUUGUGUUUCUGUGAUUGCACGUACAGAUGGACGGCUGUGAUACUGAUCUGUUUCGCUAUGGCUUUCGUCUCUGGAUAUAUCCCGGGUUAUAACACAAGUGUCGUAUCAAUUGCUCCUUCCCAAACAGCCGCCAUCGCUGCUUUCAGUAGGAUUUGGGCGCAGAUCGCAUCAUCUCUCGCUCCUUAUGAAAUCGGCGCCCUAACGAAACAGGGUAUCCUGGAAGAAUGGCAAAUUGUUUUUCUUACAAUCGUGGUCAUCUGCACAAUAACCGGCCUUUUCUUCCAGAUAUCCGGUUCAGGUAAGUCAUAUCUGAUGUGCAGCCAUGGGACUUCUGUCGCGAAUGAGGAGCCGAAACAAGAGUUGCUCCAGGAAAAGGCGACUAACGGGUCGAAUGCCGUGGAGAACAAUACUGCCGCAUAG
Molecule: messenger RNA, 666 nt
Organism: Cooperia oncophora
Lineage: Eukaryota; Metazoa; Nematoda; Chromadorea; Rhabditida; Trichostrongylidae
Source: the annotation of a GenBank genome assembly